Iphiclides podalirius (scarce swallowtail) is the source of this 207-nucleotide messenger RNA. Lineage: Eukaryota; Metazoa; Arthropoda; Insecta; Lepidoptera; Papilionidae. The record is from the annotation of a GenBank genome assembly.
AUGGGGCGGAGGUGGAAACUGCUUGAUUGGGUCAUCUCGGGAAUUCCUCGUGGCUUCCUGAAACAUGACUUGACGGAGGCGACCCUCUGCGGCCAGCGGACAUGUCGGACGCCGAUGACGAGGCCAAAUUCACGGCGACAAAUAUCCGACAAGGCACCGAUAACGCCAGACAGUGUGGUCAAAAUGGCACUACGACACGUACGGUUA